Messenger RNA from Drosophila novamexicana, 1920 nucleotides. RefSeq lists its product as uncharacterized. The transcript has 2 exons. The record is from RefSeq and is a predicted model, not a curated record. NCBI's taxonomy places the organism in Eukaryota, Metazoa, Arthropoda, Insecta, Diptera, Drosophilidae. The coding region runs from base 1 to 1920 and encodes 639 amino acids.
AUGGCGAACGGCUGGUUACAUCUUCUCCUCUUGGCCCUAGGCUGCCUAAGCUGUCAGACCAGGCGAGCCCAGUUGGAUGUGCUGCUGGCAGAACCCAUGCGCAGCAUACCCUUUCUCCAUGUGCUGCUGCGGCGCGAGCAGCUGCAGGAGGAUGCCCGCAAUGGGCAUGCCAUGUGGUUUAUGCAGCACGCCGAUAUGCCGCACAGCGUGCACAGCUACAUGGAGGAGCAGCCGGUGGAGAUGGCUAGCAGCUUGGUCGGCGUGGAUAGCCGGGACAGCUUUGCCCUGGUCAUCAGUCUGGCGCAGUUGAUAUCGAACCGCGGCGCCGCCAGCAUAACAGAGCGCGCCGGCGUCCAUUUCUAUAUAGUGGCUGAUACUCUGGACAGCCUGACGCCGGAACAGCAGCUGCAGCUGGCUCAUAGCUGUCGCCAGCUGUGGACACAGCAUAGAGUAUUCAAUCGCUACAUAAUCACAGAUACCGACAUCUGGAUCUACGAUCCGUUUGCACGCAGCGCACAAGCCACCUGGGAUGGCAGCUACAAUGAUCAAUGGGGCAAUGACAACGAGUAUGAGAACUCCUUUGGCCGCCUGGUGCCAUAUGCGGGUGGCGAGGCAUUGCCCCAUCUAUUAUUCCAUGACAUGAAGGGCUAUCCGUUGCGCGUGCAAAUCUUUAAGUCGGUCUAUUCGCGUCCAAAGCUGGAUCCCCAAACGGGUCUGCUGCGCCGCAUCACGGGCGUCGACUGGGAGGUGGCUAAGGAGAUAGGCGAGCUGCUCAACUAUACGAUGCUGCUGCAGCAGCCGGACAAGAACUAUUUUGGGGAGCGCAGUGCCAAUGGCAGCUACAAUGGAGCCAUUGGCUCCAUUCUGAACGAUGGCCUGGACAUUUGCUUGACGGGCUUCUUUGUCAAGGAUUAUCUGGUUCAGGAUUACAUGGACUUUACAGUUACUGUCUACGAUGAUAAAUUGUGCAUCUAUGUGCCCAAGGCCAGUCGUAUUCCACAAUCCAUUCUGCCCAUAUUUGCGGUGGGCUAUGACAUCUGGCUGGGCUUCAUCCUGAUGGCCUUUAUAUGCGCCCUCAUUUGGCUGCUGCUGCGUGUGAUCAAUCUGCAGCUGCACAUUGUGCGAAUUAGAGGACGCCGUCUGUGGCAGCAGGCGCUGGGCAUUGUGGUGGACACGUGGGUGGUUUGGGUGCGGGUGAAUCUGUCCCAUCUGCCGGACAGCUAUGCAGAGCGCAUGUUCAUUGGCUCACUGUGCCUGGUGAGCGUCAUCUUUGGUGCCAUAUUUGAGUCAAGCCUGGCCACCGUCUAUAUACAUCCGCUCCACUAUAAGGAUAUCAUAACACUUCAGGAUCUGGACGAGAGCGGCCUCAAGGUUGUCUACAAAUACAGCUCUAUGGCCGAUGAUUUGUUCUUUAGCGAAACGUCGCCGCUGUAUGCCAGCCUCAACAAGAAGCUCCGGUGGAAUCCGGAUCUCAAUGCGGAUGUCACCAACGAGGUGGCUACCAUUGGCGGCAAGGCCGGCGUCUCGCGCUACUCCUCGCUCAUGAUGGAGUCAGUCAACUUUUUGCUUAUGCGCCGCAUUUGGGUGGUGCCCGAGUGCCCCAAAUACUAUACCAUCUCCUAUGUAAUGCCCAGGGAUGCGCCCUGGGAGGAGGCGGUCAAUGCACAGCUGCUGCGCCUGCUCAACGCGGGUCUCAUUCCCAAAUGGAUCCAAGAUCAAAAGUACAAGGUGACCGUUGAGACGCGCACUGCCCUCUUCCACGCCGAAGCCGAGGCCAGCCAGAUUCGUGUCCUGACCAUUGGUGACUUGCAGCUGGCCUUCUAUGUGGUUAUUGGUGGCACAAUAAUUGCCUCUCUUGGAUUUUUGGCGGAGCAUGCCUGGGCCAGGCGCCGUUUGCAUCAGGCUGCAAAGAAUCUCUAA